Messenger RNA from Thalassophryne amazonica, 1046 nucleotides. It is a transcript of the gene rpl5a, whose product is annotated as ribosomal protein L5a. The transcript is spliced from 8 exons. The record is from RefSeq and is a predicted model, not a curated record. Gene Ontology annotation, cellular component: cytosolic large ribosomal subunit; ribosome. Bases 83 to 979 code for a protein of 298 amino acids. Lineage: Eukaryota; Metazoa; Chordata; Actinopteri; Batrachoidiformes; Batrachoididae. Gene Ontology annotation, molecular function: 5S rRNA binding; structural constituent of ribosome. Gene Ontology annotation, biological process: ribosomal large subunit assembly; translation.
GGAAAUCAUUAGAAGAAGAAGAACAGACCAGCGAAGAAGAAACCAGUAUUACUGAGCGGAAGAGUGAAUUAAAAGUCUUAAAAUGGGUUUUGUGAAAGUGGUGAAGAACAAGGCGUACUUCAAGAGAUAUGAAGUCAAGUUUAGGAGAAGGAGAGAGGGGAAAACUGACUACUAUGCCCGUAAACACCUGGUUGUGCAGGACAAGAACAAGUACAACACGCCAAAGUACCGGAUGAUUGUGAGGUUGUCCAACAGGGACAUCUGCUGCCAGAUUGCCUACGCAAAGAUUGAAGGAGACCAGAUCGUGUCUGCUGCUUAUUCGCAUGAGCUGCCUAAAUAUGGCAUCACUGUGGGCCUGACAAACUACGCUGCAGCUUACUGCACAGGGCUACUUCUAGCUCGUCGGCUGCUGCAUAAGUUUGGCCUGGACCAGGUGUAUGAGGGCCAGGUCGAGGUGACGGGGGAGGACUUCAAUGUGGAAAGUGUUGACGGACAGCCAGGAGCCUUCACCUGUUACCUGGAUGCUGGUCUUGCCAGAACCACUACAGGGAACAAGGUGUUUGGAGCGUUGAAGGGGGCAGUGGAUGGGGGGCUGGCCAUUCCUCACAGUGUAAAACGCUUCCCCGGUUAUGACGCAGAGAGCAAAGAGUUCAACGCAGAGGUGCAUCGGAAACACAUCAUGGGCAUGAACGUGGCCGACUACAUGUCGUACCUGAUGGAGGAUGAUGAGGACGCCUAUAAGAAACAGUUUUCUCGCUUCAUCAAGAAUGGAGUCACACCAGACAUGGUUGAAGACAUGUACAAAAACGCACACGCCGCCAUCAGAGCAAACCCCAUACAUGAAAAGAAACCCAAAAAAGACGUCAAGAAGAGCAGGUGGUCUCGCCGAAAGAUGUCUCUGGCACAGAGGAAGGACCGCGUUGCCCAGAAAAAGGCCAGCUUCUUAAGAGCACAAGAACAAGAAGCAGGGGAUGGCUAGUAUCAGCACGGCGUCCUGCUGCUCAGAGAUAACGCACGUUAAUAAAGUUAUUGGAAAAUCAGACAAA